Molecule: messenger RNA, 1419 nt
Organism: Ictalurus punctatus (channel catfish)
Lineage: Eukaryota; Metazoa; Chordata; Actinopteri; Siluriformes; Ictaluridae
Product: cullin-3
Exons: 6
Coding region: 537-1352 (271 amino acids)
Biological process (GO): ubiquitin-dependent protein catabolic process; protein ubiquitination
Cellular component (GO): Cul3-RING ubiquitin ligase complex
Molecular function (GO): ubiquitin protein ligase binding
Source: RefSeq, a predicted model, not a curated record
GUAUUACAGACAAAUGGUAUUGUGGGUAAUAUGCUAGCUAAAAAAGUCAAGUGCACCGCAAUCAGUCCGUUUAUUUUUAUUUUUUGCCCUGACCGCAAAAAUUACAUAUAAUUAUAUAUAAGCUAAAACAUUUCUCUAAACUGGACUUUCAGUCAAAACUGGAAGUGAUUAAUAAUGGAAGACCGAUGCCGGAGCUAAAAGAUUUGCUUCAAACGACGGGUCAGAAGAUAACGCGCUCUUUUCAAACGGAGUGGUACACCCGAAAACACUGGCUGUGUGUUUGUGCUUCGAGAAGCCGCCUUUUCUGCUUUCCCUGCCUUUUGUUCUCAACAGGUGACAAUGUCUGGACUACAACAGGAUUUUGUGACUUGAAAAAUAUACCAAGAAGCCUCAGCAGACAUGAAAGUUCAACUACUCACAUUUAAAGUCAAACUGCUUUAAAAACUUUUGGAAGCGCAAGGAUAGAUUUGGCUUUGAACGAACAGUGGAGACUAAAUAUUAGCGUCCACAAUGCUACGAAGUAGACGAGACAACGGAUGUCACAAACAAAGCCCAGAUCUGUCAUUUUGCGUUAUGUGGCAAAAAGUGAGGUGGCCUGUGAAGUGAGGGAGGCGUUUUGGGGAUUUGAUGAUGUGAGUAAUGACAGACAAGUAAAGCUGUCUCUAGGUGGUGUUGAUCUAACAGUCAGAGUCCUGACUACAGGUUACUGGCCUACACAGUCAGCUACGACCAGAUGCAACAUCCCUCACUCCCCACGGCAUGCCUUUGAGGUCUUUAGAAGGUUUUACUUGGCCAAGCACAGUGGCCGGCAGCUCACACUGCAGUACCACAUGGGCUCAGCAGACCUCAAUGCCACCUUCUAUGGGCCUGUGAAAAAGGAGGAUGGAUCAGAAUUAGGCGUAGGAGGUGCACAGGUAACAGGCUCCAACACAAGGAAGCACAUACUGCAGGUAUCCACCUUCCAGAUGACUAUCCUCAUGCUGUUCAACAACAGAGAAAAGUGCACCUUUGAGGAGAUCCAGCAGGAGACGGAUAUCCCGGAGCGGGAGCUGGUACGAGCGUUGCAGUCUCUGGCGUGUGGAAAGCCCACGCAGCGAGUGCUUACCAAGGAGCCGAAGAGCAAAGAGAUUGAGAACGGACACAUGUUUACAGUCAACGACCAGUUUACCUCCAAACUGCACAGGGUCAAAAUCCAGACAGAUAGUGCCAUUACACACUUCUAUCACUGCUGGAGGAAAGAGGAAGCUGAAGAGGUGAUGGACAAAGACUGUUUUCACAUUGAAAGCCUUAUUCAUCAUUCAUCAAGCUCAUUUCUCAUCUGUCUGUUUCCGGUUAUAAUUCAUGUUUAUUAGUAAGUCUGAUCUGUCAUAACUCACUGGUGCACAUUGAAAAUAAAUAAUUAUAUAAAAUCAACAAUAA